AACAAUGUCAACCAUUUUCAAAAUUGGAAUCUUUUGUUUUAUUUUUUCUAUUGUUCUUAUAAAUAAUACUGUUAAUACUUUUAGUAAAAAACGGCCAAUAAUCGGUAUUUUAUCCCAAGAAACUACUAGAUUUUCGGAUAAUGAAAAAAGUUAUAUAGCUGCGUCCUACGUUAAAUUUGUUGAAGGUGCUGGUGCAAGAGUUGUACCAAUUCGAAUCAAUCAAAGCAGAUCAUAUUACAGGGACUUAAUGACAAAAAUAUCUGGAGUUUUAUUACCAGGCGGAGCAACAAGCAUCAAACAUGGAGGAUAUGCUAAUGCAGGAGAAAUAAUAUAUCAAAUUGCUGAGGAUAUGAAUAGAAAUGGAACGUACUUCCCAAUUCUAGGAAUUUGUUUAGGAUUUGAAUUAUUAGCAUUCCUUGCAUCUGGCAAGGAAAUGAAAAGAGUAUCUUGUAAUAGCGAAUCGCAAGCUUUACCUUUACAGUUCGAAAGAAAUUUUAAACAAUCAAGAUUAUUUACAAAUGCGUCAGAGGAAAUUAUUGAUAUUUUAGAAAAGGACGAAGUCACUAUUAAUUUUCAUAUAUUUUGUAUAACUAAAGAAAAAUUCAAAACGCAUCGUUUGAAUAGAAAUUGGCGAAUCAUUUCUCAAAAUAAUGACGAAAAUGGCAUAAGAUUUAUAUCUAGCAUGGAACACAUUAAUUUUCCUUUUUAUGGAUUACAAUUUCAUCCGGAAAAAAAUAUUUACGAAUGGAUAAUAGGAAGAAAUAUACCUCAUAGUUCAAACGCUAUUAAGGUCUCUCAGUAUUUUGCUAAUUUCUUCGUGGACGAAGCACGAAAAAAUAAAAAUAAAUUUUCAGAUCGUGAUGAAGAAAUGACAAAAUUAAUUUAUAAUUAUCCUCCUCCAUUAUAUACUGGAAAUACAAAUUCAUACAGAUCAGUUUUUCAACAAAUUUAUUUAUGGUCAGAAAACGAUUUACCAAUGCUCAAUUUUAAUUAAUUGAAGUAAACUUGUUAUAUUUAACUUAAUACUUUAUAAAAAAAAAAAAAAUGAAUAUUAUAUUGUUAUUGAAUAUAUAUUAUACAGGGUAAAAUAUUGUAAUGGUGUUUGAAGGUGUAGGUAUUGGAAUUAACUUCGUCUUUGAAGUCAAUCUAAAAAUCGAUCCUUUUUAUACAAUUACGAAUUAAUUCAAAUAUCUAAUAUAAAUCACUUUUUUUACCAGAAAUUUGUUUAACAUGUUCACACCUGCACAGAUAUUUGUAUUCUUCCCCGAGGGGUGCGGCUUGUACCCCGUUUGUGCUUUACUCCGUUUGGCGGCGCUGCUUUCUUUGGUUCCAUUUUUUAUCUGUUUCAAUUUUUAAGGGGCACUAUUUAGGAUAAAAUUUGGAAUAAAUCAAUUUUUUUUGCAUAUUUCGGCAGUAUAUACUUUUAAAAAUAACAUAUUAAAAUUUCAAUUGCAUAUUUUAAAUAGUUUUUGAAUUACAUCUGAUAUUUCUUGAUUUAUAAUGAUUAAAUAA
Messenger RNA from Polistes dominula (European paper wasp), 1512 nucleotides. Its product is annotated as chitobiosyldiphosphodolichol beta-mannosyltransferase. The record is from RefSeq and is a predicted model, not a curated record. Lineage: Eukaryota; Metazoa; Arthropoda; Insecta; Hymenoptera; Vespidae. Gene Ontology annotation, cellular component: endoplasmic reticulum. Gene Ontology annotation, molecular function: mannosyltransferase activity; omega peptidase activity.